AAUGGUGCGUCGAUAGGGAGUAGGGAAAAAGCAAGAAGACAAGUGAGAAAGAAGGGAAGCGCCGCGACCGUGGGCAGCUCUUGCCACCGGACCGUCGCCCACCCCGAAUCACUUCUUGUCUCCUUCCUCACUUCACCACUCGAAAUUCGCUAGCGAAAUUCUCUCGCCGCACUCCAUCUCCGCCGGUCCCGGAAGCUUCCGAGGUCAACACGCCGGCGGCGAGAGACGCAGAGAGAGAGAGGGAGUGACGCAGGAGUGGAGAAGACGAACUUCGACUCCUCUCUCUCUCCCUCUCUCUCUAUAUAUAAGCCGACCACCGCCGAGCUCUGCCCGACCCAUAUCUUGUACCGAGCACCGGGGCGGCUGCCAUGGCGAGCGGGCCGCCGCGACCCUCCUCCGAUCCCGACCGCAAGCGCACGAUCCCGGUCUACAUGAAGGCGGUCUCGGGCUCGCUCGGGGGCACCGUGGAGGCCUGCUGCCUCCAGCCCAUCGACGUCAUCAAGACCCGGCUCCAGCUCGACAAGUCCGGCGCCUACAAGGGGAUCGCCCACUGCGGCGCCACCAUCGCCAGGACCGAGGGCGUCCGGGCCCUCUGGAAGGGCCUCACGCCGUUCGCGACCCACCUGACGCUCAAGUACACGCUCCGGAUGUGGUCGAACGCCGUGCUCCAGUCGGCGUUCAAGGACCCGGAGACUGGGAAGCUCACCAACAGGGCCAGGCUCCUGUCCGGCUUCGGCGCCGGGGUGCUCGAGGCGCUCGUGAUCGUCACUCCAUUCGAGGUUGUUAAAAUCAGGCUGCAGCAACAAAGAGGUUUAAGUCCGGAGCUUUUAAAGUACAAGGGUCCUAUUCAUUGUGCCCGGACAAUCAUCCGUGAAGAAGGCCUUCGUGGGCUGUGGGCAGGGGCUGCACCUACAGUCAUGCGCAAUGGGACCAACCAAGCUGCUAUGUUUACAGCGAAGAACGCAUUCGAUGUACUAUUAUGGAAGAAGCAUGAAGGCGAUGGCAAGGUCCUCCAACCAUGGCAGUCCAUGAUUUCUGGAUUCCUAGCAGGAACUGCAGGUCCUGUGUGCACUGGGCCCUUCGAUGUCGUCAAGACGAGGUUGAUGGCUCAAAGUCGACAUGGUGGAGAGUUGAAGUACAAGGGCAUGGUUCAUGCCAUCCAAACAAUUUUUAAAGAGGAAGGACUUCUCGCUCUGUGGAAGGGACUCCUGCCUCGGCUCAUGAGAAUCCCGCCCGGCCAGGCCAUUAUGUGGGCUGUCGCGGAUCAAGUAAUCGGAUUCUAUGAGAGGAAAUUUCUCAUAGAUGCGCCGGUCUAGUCAUUGAUUGACGUUAGUCUUUUUUAUCUUCUGUGGCCAUUUAGUAGGUAGUCAAGUCAAUUAUUUGAUUAGAUUAUCUUCUUUUCAAUUAUCUAGAUGAAACCCAUCUAGCUAGACGCAGUCGUCAUUGAUUUUGAAUUGUAUAAACAUGAUUUCCUCAAUUGGUAAGCUUUCUAAAAGUUUUGACAGGGAUGAAAUAAAAUAAAAAGCAUGGACAUUGCUUAUUGAUUCA
Eucalyptus grandis is the source of this 1548-nucleotide messenger RNA. RefSeq names its product mitochondrial succinate-fumarate transporter 1. Bases 369 to 1316 code for a protein of 315 amino acids. The record is from RefSeq and is a predicted model, not a curated record. NCBI's taxonomy places the organism in Eukaryota, Viridiplantae, Streptophyta, Magnoliopsida, Myrtales, Myrtaceae. The transcript is spliced from 2 exons. Gene Ontology annotation, biological process: succinate transport; fumarate transport.